Molecule: messenger RNA, 3621 nt
Organism: Thermochaetoides thermophila DSM 1495
Lineage: Eukaryota; Fungi; Ascomycota; Sordariomycetes; Sordariales; Chaetomiaceae
Exons: 3
Coding region: 1-3621 (1206 amino acids)
Biological process (GO): post-chaperonin tubulin folding pathway; microtubule cytoskeleton organization; tubulin complex assembly
Molecular function (GO): beta-tubulin binding; GTPase activator activity
Source: RefSeq, a predicted model, not a curated record
AUGGACGCCCCCGAGGACGAGCUUGACAUCAAGCUGCAAAAAAUCUCUGGCGAUCUAAUCGCAGACUUUAACAAAUCAUUGUUACCGUUCCUCCGGAAGCAGGAUGGCGCUGGAAAGUCGCCCGUCCGUUCUCAUGUCCGCACCCGGGAGGCGACUCGCUUGACCGCAUCACUUCUUGACCCCUUCCAGGAGCUACCACAGCUCCUCGAUCCUCACCUGUCAAAAUGGAUACCCAUCCUGGCCGAUGCAUUUCUAGAGUACCAGCUGACCCGACGGCAUACUGCCGCAAUGCCGAGUCGCUCUGAGCUUCUGAUGCCGCUGCCACGGGCUAUCUCCAAGAUAAUCUACACCUUUUGCAAGGUCCGCGGCGAGAAGGUCAUCGUGCGCUUCCUCAACAACGAGGCUAAGUACCUCGAACUACUGCUCUCAGCCCUGGAGGAGGCCGAACAGGCUCAGGAGCCCCAUAACCAGUGGACCUGGGAAGAGCGCUACGUCGUGCUGCUGUGGCUAUCGCAUCUCAUGCUUGCCCCGUUUGACCUCUCCACGAUCUCAUCGCACGAGGUUGAGGAAGAGGAGCUUGUCCGCAUCCCCGGCUUCGAGUGGCCAGCCGACCUGCCAAGCAUCACCACACGAGUCCUCCCCUUGGCUAUCAAAUAUCUGGCAUCGCCAGGCAAGGAGCGGGAUGCGUCCAAGGCGCUACUAGUGAGGAUAUCCAUGCGCAGAGACAUGCAGCAGUUGGGUGUGCUAGAUGCUCUGGUUCGCUGGGCUCUUGCCGCCUUGCGGCCAACUAGGGACGAGGAGCGUACGCCAUAUCACUACAUUGGCGUGCUCUCGUUUCUCGCUGGAAUUCUGACGAUAUCAGCCGACACUUCAGACAUGGACCAGUACUUGUCGACAAUUUUCUACGCCGUGCAUGGCAUGGCUACGGAGCAGACUAAUAUUGGGUCGGCUCUGACCCGCAAAACUAUAAUCAAGGUAGUCAGGGCCAUCGCUGUUCUGCUCCUCCGUAGGCCAUUGCGGGACAUGGAGAGUUUGGAGAUGGUGGAAACCACGAUUGGUUUUCUGUUGGACAACCUUGGAGACAACGACACUCCCGUCCGCUUCGCAGCAAGCAAAGCACUCAGUAUCAUUGCACUCAAGCUGGACUCCGAUAUGGCUUCGCAGGUCGUUGAGGCCGUCCUUGAGGGUCUCAACAAGAACGUCUUGCACGUUAAGGAUCGCAACGACCCUUCUACUCCUCCGAGAAAGGACUUGAGCGCUGUUGACGCUCUUGAGUGGCACGGUUUGAUGUUAACCCUAUCUCAUCUGCUGUACCGAAGGUCUCCCCCGGCAGAAAAUCUCGCAGGUAUUGUCCAAGCUCUGAUGAUGGGUCUCUCCUUCGAGAGAAGGAGCGCAUCCGGCCACUCGACGGGCACAAAUGUUCGUGACGCUGCGUGCUUUGGCAUCUGGGCGUUGGCGAGGAGGUACACAACGGCUGAAUUGCUCGCUGUGCCAACCCCUCGUCCUGACACAUCCAUCAUCCAGAUCUUGGCAAUUGAGCUUAUCGUGGCAGCGUGUCUGGACUCGUCCGGAAAUAUUAGGCGAGGGUCUUCGGCUGCUCUUCAAGAGCUCAUCGGUCGCCAUCCCGACACGAUCGAGCACGGGAUCUGGGUUGUCCAGACAGUGGACUAUCAUGCUGUGGCCCUGAGGACACGGGCGCUCCAAGACGUUGCUUUGGGUGCGACCAAGCUCUCCAGGAGCUACGGAGAAGCGAUCCUAGAUGCGCUACUUGGCUGGAGAGGCGUUGGAGAUGUAGACAUGGCAUCGAGAAGAGCAGCAGGAACCUCGUAUGGCCGGAUCACGGCAGAACUAGCAUCCACUGACCCGAAUCCUGUCAACAGCUUGGCUAAGUCCGUAUCAAUGGUUCUAGAUCGUCUCAAAUCACUGGAAGCUCGGCAGGUUGAGGAACGCCACGGGCUGUUCCUGAGUUUUGCUGCAGUUCUAAAUGCCCUUCCAGGAGCCAUGCAGAAGUGGGACGCAGCUGUGGACAAGUUCGUCCGCCUUUCCAUGGACGCUCUCCUGUGGAUUCUUGAAGACUGCAACACCAAGACCUAUCGUCGUCCGGAGCUCAUCGAUGAGGCGGUGAGCCGGCUGAUCAUCUCUUCGCUCCCUGUGUUGCAGGCAGCGACUUCCAGCACGGAGACCUUACUGUCUGGCCCAUCGCUGAAAAAUAUGACUGGCCCGGAUUUAGUAGCCCUUAUUAACGCGGUAGAACAAAGACCCGAGCCUCUCAGCAGAAUCGUUGCCCUUAUCAACUCCAGCCUGCAAAGGGCGUUGGUGUGGCAAGAUCUGGAUAUCAUAGCCGCCGCAUCACAGGCAGCGGUUGUUCUCAUGAUAUUCAGCACCGCUACGGAACGUGAUGAAAUUAUUAGAGGUUGGACGGAUGCCGCUCGAGCACGACAAUCGUCCAAGACGCGAACCACCAGUGGCCAUUUUUCUGCUCUGGCCGCGGUGUAUCCGAUCGCCUCGACACUGGCUCUGGAAGAGGACAAGAGCCUGAUAUGCGAUGCCAUCGUGGAGAGAUGGAACACUGACAAGCAGACGGACACCCAUGCCUGCAUCUUGCAAAGCCUAGCCAACAGCGAGUUGCUCAAGCAGAACCUCAGCGUCUUCCUCGAGCUUGUGGCUGAAGGCCUAGACGAUUACACUACAACUGCUCGAGGCGACGUUGGCUCUCAUGUCCGUCUGCAAGCUAUUCGAGCCACCAAGUCACUCUGGGAGAGACUGGACGACCUUCCAGCCAACAACAACCUUACCUCUGGACUCUUCUUACGUGUCCUACGGCUAGCAGCUGAGAAGCUCGACAGGGUCAGGGUGGAAGCACAGGCAGCUCUGGCCGUGACACUGAAGCCAAGCUACUCGACGGAGCUCAGGAGGUUAACAUUCUCCUCCAAAGCAUACUUCUCAUUCUUGCUUGACCUCCUCCGAGAGGAUUGGCUGCUCCCGGCUUUCUCCGGAGCAAAGGCCGACACGGAGGGAUGGGUGGACAGUUUGAUGGCCGGAUUUGUGUCGUCGGCUGACACUGGAAAUGAAGAACUGGUGAUCGCCACCCGGGCCGCGUUGGCUGAGUUCUGUGAGAGAUCGACAGCCAACGUCGAGUUGAUCUGCACAGCUCUGGCCCGAAAUCUCAAGGCCUGGCAGGGUACAGACCGGGUACUCGUCCCGACGCUUGAAGUUGCAGCGUUCCUUUUCCACAUUGGCGUGUUUGCCCGCUGCGGCGGUGUCAACUACAAGAGCAUGUGUCUGCAAGUCCAGAAAGCUUGUUACAAGACAGGCAACGUCCGCAAGAUCGAGGCAUGCAUCAGGAUGUACGGGGCCAUCGCAGAACUGGGCCGGAACGCCGUCUCCACGACCACCGAGACCGACGAUGCCCAAAAGAUCAAAGCCGGCGCCCGGGAGGCUCGAAUCCGGCUUGGAGCCCUCAUGUUCCAUCCCUGGCCGAGGGUAAGGGCCAUGGUCGUUGACGAGGUCUGGAGUCUCCAUCAUGAUGAUCCGGCUGUCGAAGAUCUCAAAGGCACUGAUUGGGGACGAGCAGAAAAGUCGAAGAUAAAGCGAUUGGUCGAAAUGCUUGGUUUGGCGUGA